AUGCCUCAGCAAAUUAAGGAUAUCAAGCAGUUCCUUGAAAUUGCCCGUAGAAAGGAUGCUCAAUCUGCCCGUAUCAAGAAGAACGCUGAUUCUGUCAAGUUCAAGGUCAGAUGUUCUCGUUAUCUCUACACUCUUGUUGUCAAGGACAAGUCCAAGGCUACCAAGCUCAGACAAUCUCUCCCUCCUGCCCUUGCUGUCAACGAGAUCUAA
Mucor velutinosus is the source of this 210-nucleotide messenger RNA. RefSeq lists its product as uncharacterized. The record is from RefSeq and is a predicted model, not a curated record. Gene Ontology annotation, cellular component: cytosolic large ribosomal subunit; ribosome. Gene Ontology annotation, biological process: translation; protein-RNA complex assembly. Gene Ontology annotation, molecular function: structural constituent of ribosome. The transcript has 3 exons. NCBI's taxonomy places the organism in Eukaryota, Fungi, Mucoromycota, Mucoromycetes, Mucorales, Mucoraceae. The coding region runs from base 1 to 210 and encodes 69 amino acids.